Brachypodium distachyon (stiff brome) is the source of this 1046-nucleotide messenger RNA. RefSeq names its product RNA polymerase II transcriptional coactivator KELP. Bases 171 to 722 code for a protein of 183 amino acids. Gene Ontology annotation, molecular function: DNA binding; transcription coactivator activity. The transcript has 3 exons. The record is from RefSeq and is a predicted model, not a curated record. Gene Ontology annotation, biological process: positive regulation of transcription initiation by RNA polymerase II. Lineage: Eukaryota; Viridiplantae; Streptophyta; Magnoliopsida; Poales; Poaceae.
AUACUCCGUUUUGACCUCUGCGGUCUACAUCGGCCCAUAGGCCCAAGCAGUCCCCUCCUCUUCCCUCAUCGACGAAAGGGCACACGGAGGGAACCGCGGAGUUGCCGUGAGGAGGAAACCGGCGAAGUCGAAGUAUCGGUGUCUGCAAGCGGCGGUUGCCGUGCUUCGAAAUGGACGAGAAGACGCAGAAGAAGGUGGAGGCGACGGUGCUGGAGAUUCUCCGGGGCUCGGACAGAGAGUCCUCUACGGAGUACAAGGUACGGAGCGCCGCCACCGACCGGCUCGGCAUCGACCUCUCCCUCCCUGACCGCAAGCUCUUCGUACGACGCAUCGUGGAUGGCUACCUCCGAUCUCUUGUCGAGGAAGACGAGCAGAAGCAGCAGGCGGGCUCCGACGAGGAGGGGGACAAGAAACCGCAGGAGGAGGAGAAGGAGGUUGUAGAGAAAGAGGAGGAGGAGGACGAGAAGGAGGGAGGUGCGGGGAACAAGGAGUUCGACGACAAUGGAGAUCUCAUCCUCUGCCGCCUGUCGACACAUAGGAGGGUAACGCUCCAGGAGUUCCGGGGCAUGACGCUGGUGUCGAUCCGCGAGUACUACUUAAAGGACGGCAAGGAGAUGCCCACCUCCAAAGGGAUAAGUAUGACAGUUGAGCAGUGGGAAACAUUUCGUAAUUCUGUACCUGCAAUAGAAGAUGCCAUUAAAAACCUUGGAGAAUCAGAGUGAAAACAUGUUUCAGAAGCGUUUCCCCCUGUAUCGAAACUCCAUGGAGCUACUAGAGUUCCCGUAGACUUCUGUACGAACUUCUCCCUUCAUCGAGCUGCCUGCUCUGUGCUAUCUGCCGGGCACAGUUUGGGAGUAUUUGCCAACUAAUUAUGCUCUAGUAUGGUGGACCAAAAUUUCAUCAGGCUACUAUAUGAUCUGAUGCUGUUUAGUACUUUAGUUGUCAUUCGUAAUAUCCUACUGAUAUCAUGGAUCCUUAAGGUUAUCAUGGUAACAUGUUCUGUGUGCACGCUCUCGUGUGGGUGCUUGUGCCAGUCUUCCUAUUGA